This is a messenger RNA of Cucurbita pepo subsp. pepo (vegetable marrow), 3081 nucleotides long. Lineage: Eukaryota; Viridiplantae; Streptophyta; Magnoliopsida; Cucurbitales; Cucurbitaceae. The record is from RefSeq and is a predicted model, not a curated record.
AUUAAUUGUUUUUAAAACGAGUUUUCGGAUUUUUGUGUCCUUUUGUUUUUCUCUUCCAACGCCGCAGAGGAGGAGAGCACUACGACGCUCAAACCCUAAUAACAAACUCUCUAAUGGACCAACGCUCGCCUUUUGCUUCUCUUUCUCUCUCAUUUUUGAUUAAUUAGAACAGGGAGAAGAGAAUUGGAGGGAUGUGGAAGACGACCGUCUAAUCGGGAUUCUCUAUGCUGUUCUUGUUCUAAUCUAAUGGCGGAUGAUAAAGAGAGGGAGAGUGAACACGGCACCGCCUCAUGGGGGACUUGGGAGGAGCUUUUACUGGCUUGCGCAGUCAAGCGCCAUGGAUUUAAGGAUUGGAAUUCUGUUUCCAUCGAGGUUCAGUCUCGUUCUUCUCUCCCUCAUCUUCUAACCACUGCGCGUAACUGUGAACUCAAAUUCCUUGACCUUAAACGACGGUUUACUUCCUGCCAAAACGGCGCUGGAAUUGCCGAUAAUAAGGUCGAUAUUACUGUACCUUGGGUCGAUGAGUUGAGGAAACUCCGCGUUGCCGAACUCCGACGAGAGGUCCAGCGCUAUGAUGUUUCAAUCAACUCGUUGCAGUUGAAGGUCAAGAAAUUGGAGGAGGAGCGAGAACAAGGCAUGAGCGAUAGAGAGGCCAGCACUGGAAAACCAGAUCUAAAAAUGGAGUCCAGAGAGCGUCGAUCAGAAAACGACAAAAAGCUCUUCGUUGAACCAGACCACCGGUCCGGAAUAAACGGAACAGUCGCGAAGCCUCCGGUAGUUCCCGGCGAAGAUUCUGACCGGGAGGAUUUCUCUGUAAACCAAUCCAAUUCCACCGGUUCCAAAAGCGGUAACCGUAAAAGCACCGCCGAAAACGAUAAAUCCGAAACCAAACCGGAAUUCGCCGGUUCAUACAGACCAGAACAAAACCGGAGAGCCGUAGAACCAGCCGAUCCACAAUCGGAUGACGGAAGUACGGACACUGUGGCUAAGAACUCGACGUGCGACAUAUCGGAGACAAAAAAGAAGGAAACGCAGCGAGUCGACGACUCGUCCGAGUUAGCGGACUCAGAGGCUCAGUCAAACGGCGGAGAGACGGCGACAAGGGAGAGUAGCGAAGUACAGAGCUCGGCGAGCUUGACGGGGAGGAUGAAGAGGAAGAGACUCCUCAAGAAGGAGAUCUCCGGCGGUAGUAGCGGCAAUGAACCUCGUCGGACGCCCGCCGUCAAGUCACGGCCGUUCGACGAGGUUUUGCAGAUGAUACGAGCGCACAAACACAGCUCCUUGUUCGAAUCCCGUCUCCAAAGUCAGGAAACGGAAGAGUACAAGGGCAUGGUGCGGCAGCAUUUGGACUUGGAAACAGUUCAAGCCAAGAUCAAUUCUGGCUCUUAUUCCUCCUCCACCCAUGCAUUUUACAGAGACCUCUUGCUUCUUUUCAACAACGUGGUUACCUUCUUCCCCAAAUCCUCAAGGGAGUCUGUAGCUGCUCGUGAACUCCGUCUUCUAGUCUCCAUUGAAAUGAAGAAGGCUCUGCAGGUUGCUCAGAUUGACCCUUCACCUGAAGUAGUGGAUUCAUCCCCAACGAUUCCUUCUCGAUCCAAGGGUCCCGAUCUCGAAGGAUCACAGUCUUUGCUUGCAAAGCAGAAGUCCUCUGUUCCUAUAAUAGUUUGUCGGAAACGAAGCAAAAUUUCAUCCAAGCUUUCAUCGACGACAGGUCUUGGUGAAAAAGGUGAACGGAGCAAUGAUGAUGAGAAGAUAGCUGUUGAUCUGAAAUCAAGUAUUAAAAUUGCUUCAACAAACCCUGUUGAAGACCAGGGCACUACAAAAGAUAGCAAGGUUAAAGAGAAACCCAUAACUGGAGCAAGAAGCAUGAGAAGGAGCAAUGAUAGUGCCACAAACUCUAGCGGCCCUACCAUCAAGAAACAGAACACGAAUUCUGGAUGGAAACCCAGUUCGGGCAAUGAAACAGAGACACAAAUCCCAAUCCCAAUCCCAGACAAGAAGAAAUCCGAUACAGUAACACUGGAGAAGAAGCGAAGUGCAGCAGAUUUCUUGAAGAGAAUCAAGCAGAACUCACCUGCAGAGACUACAACAAAGAGAAAUAGCAGAGGUGGAAGCAGCAGUAGUCUCAACGCAGAGUACAUGGGUGGCACUAGUCUUCUUUCUGGUUGCGAAGAAGAGCACCGCAGAGAUACUGAAAUGGCGCCCAAAACCCCUAGAGUUACACGUAACCCGGAUCUAAUCCGAGGUGUCGGCAAGUACUCCAGGUCUAAGAUGUAUCACAAGCGAGGUCUUUGGGCCAUCAAGGCCAAAAAUGGCGGAGUGUUCCCUCGUCACGAUGUGAAGCUGAAAGCUGAUGCCCCAGCUGAGAAGUCGCCGAAGUUUUACCCUGCCGACGAUGUGAAGAAGCCCCUUGUCAACAAGCGCAAGGCCAGGCUCACGAAACUGAGAGCCAGCAUUACUCCUGGUACUGUGUUGAUAAUCCUUGCUGGGAGGUUCAAGGGGAAGAGAGUUGUGUUUUUGAAACAGCUGCCAUCUGGGUUGCUUCUGGUCACUGGCCCUUUCAAGAUUAAUGGUGUUCCUCUAAGACGGGUGAACCAGUCGUACGCCAUUGCAACCUCCACCAAAGUUGACAUCUCUGGAGUUAACGCAGAAAAGUUUGAUGACAAGUAUUUCUCCAAGGAAGUCCAGAAGAAGAAGAAGAAGGGCGAAGGCGAAUUUUUCGAGGCCGAGAAAGAGGAGAAAAGUGCUCUCCCAGCCGACAGGAAGGAUGACCAGAAAGCUGUGGAUACACCAUUGAUCAAGUCGAUCGAGGGGGUACCGGAGUUGAAGGCUUACUUGGCUGCAAGAUUUUCUCUCAAGGCUGGAAUGAAACCUCAUGAGCUUGUCUUUUAGAUAAUGGGUCUGGUUUUUAUUUUUUAGAUCAUCACCUUGUUUUUUGUUCGUCUGAACAUGGCUAUGACUUGUGAUAGUUGCCUUGUCCCAAAUUUUGAUUCUAAAUAGAGAUUCCAUGUUUGGUUAGCUCUGUUUUAUUAUUGAAUACUGUGUUCAGGUUCUUCAGUCAAUCUCAUUGAUUUAGAGCCA